Messenger RNA from Hansenula ciferrii, 624 nucleotides. RefSeq names its product Gos1p (gene GOS1). The transcript is spliced from 2 exons. Gene Ontology annotation, cellular component: Golgi medial cisterna; Golgi membrane; SNARE complex. Gene Ontology annotation, molecular function: SNAP receptor activity. The coding region runs from base 1 to 624 and encodes 207 amino acids. Gene Ontology annotation, biological process: endoplasmic reticulum to Golgi vesicle-mediated transport; vesicle fusion. The record is from RefSeq and is a predicted model, not a curated record. Lineage: Eukaryota; Fungi; Ascomycota; Saccharomycetes; Phaffomycetales; Wickerhamomycetaceae.
AUGUCUUCAUUCACAUCGAUAAGAUCACAAGCAGUCUCUCUGGAAAAUCAAACCAAUACUCUUUUAUCAAAAUUCUCAAGAUUUACCGUAUCUUCAACUUCUGAACCAACUGCAGAUGAAGUUAAAUUAGAAAAACAAAUUGAUGAAAUACUUCAUAAAGUUAAAUCUGAUUCAACAAUAUCAACAGUUAAAUUACAACAAUUAUCAAGACAUAAAGAAUUAUUACAAGAAAAUUGGAAAAAUUUUGCUACAAUUAAAUCUUCAAUAUUACAAGAACGUAAUAAAUUGAAUUUAUUAUUUAAUGUUAAAAAUGAUAUUGAAAAUCAUAAUAAACAAAAUCAAAUUAAUAAUGAUUUAGAUUAUAUUCAAGAUGAAAGUAUUAGAGUAAACAAGAUGAAUAAUUUUACUGAUUCUUUAAUAUCAAGAGCUUAUGAAACAAGAGAAUCUUUAUUAAAUUCAAAUAAUUCAUUAAGUGGUGCAAGUUCAAGAAUAACAAAUACAAUUAGUACAAUUCCUGGAAUAAAUGUUAUUAUUUCCAAAAUUAAUACAAGAAGAAAAAGAGAUGCUUUAAUUUUAUCAACUUUAAUAAGUAUUUGUAUAUUAAUCUUAUUCUUUACAAGAUGA